AUGAAGUCUGUCAUCAUUACUGGGUUCAUAGUCCCAAUCUUCAUCAGCUGCACGCCAUUAUAUACGCUCCUUCACACCGAGGAGCACCGAUCUGCUCACCAUGUUGUCUAACUACAUCAUCUCUUGACGAAAUUCGUUUUUGACGAAAUUCAUUGCUCAGCAGCUGGGUGAGCUCCAACACUGCAGACGAAACCAAGGCGUGUGCGAAGUACGUGAGCUUUACUUCUCGGUGCGGCCACCAGGUCGAAGCCCUGACUACUGUCUCGUCAAGGCCGUUCCUUUUCCCUCGUCAAGGGCGGGUCCCUUUCCCUUUCACUCGUACGGCUUCACUUCAUUCACUACCUCCGCUGCCAUCGGCAACAUUCCCGUUCGGAUCGGAUUCAAGUUCAACAACGCGCCCCACUACUAUUCAAUUCCGUUUCAACUCCCCUUCUGA
Molecule: messenger RNA, 436 nt
Organism: Microbotryum saponariae
Lineage: Eukaryota; Fungi; Basidiomycota; Microbotryomycetes; Microbotryales; Microbotryaceae
Source: the annotation of a GenBank genome assembly